Hevea brasiliensis (rubber tree) is the source of this 1032-nucleotide messenger RNA. RefSeq lists its product as uncharacterized. Gene Ontology annotation, molecular function: protein binding. The record is from RefSeq and is a predicted model, not a curated record. The coding region runs from base 1 to 1032 and encodes 343 amino acids. Lineage: Eukaryota; Viridiplantae; Streptophyta; Magnoliopsida; Malpighiales; Euphorbiaceae. The transcript has a single exon.
AUGGAAACUUGCCCAUACAUUGAUGCCAAGUUACUGAAAGCGGCAGAAGAAGGCGAACUUGAGCCAUUCAAAAAUGUUCAACUACCUCUUGAUAGGCUACUUUCACCAAAGAAAAACACAAUAUUGCAUAUUUACCUUAGCACUCUAAGUCUAAGUGAAAGAUCCACCAAGUUUAUAAAGGGGGUACUUAGAAUUUGUCCGCUGCUGUUAUGUACGGUCAAUGCCCACGGUGAUACUCCGUUGCACAUUGCAGCAAGGUACGGGCAUGCUGAUGCUGCAAAAGAGCUAAUCGAACGGGCAAAGGCUUCAACACGCAAUGAAAUAGAUUUAGAGAGCGGAGAAGGGUCAAGAGAACAGAGACACUAUUCAGAUUCAGAGUACGGGCAUGCUGAUGCUGCAAAAGAGCUAAUCGAACGGGCAAAGGCUUCAACACGCAAUGAAAUAGAUUUAGAGAGCGGAGAAGGGUCAAGAGAACAGAGACACUAUUCAGAUUCAGAGUGCGGAGAAGGGUCAAGAGAGAGUAUCGAACAGGCAAACGCUUCAGAUUUAGAGAGCGGAGAAGGGUCAAGAGAGAGUAUCGAACAGGCAAACGCUUCAGAUUUAGAGAGCGGAGAAGGGUCAAGAGAGAGUAUCGAACAGGCAAACGCUUCAGAUUCAGAGAGAGAAGAAGAGCCAAGAGAGAGUGAAAUGGCAGCAGUAAGGAUGAUGUUAAGGAUGACAAAUAAAAAUAAAGAAACGGCCUUGCAUGAGGCGGCACGAAAUAAAAGAAGUCUGGGUGUUGUGGAAGCAAUAAUGAGUAAUGAAGAUCCAGCAGAGUUUACAUAUUCUUCCAAUAAUCGUGGGGAAACUCCGCUUUACCUAGCUGUUAAAAAUAGAAAUGGGUGGAUAGCUUGUGAACUAUUAACUCAUCCCGAUUCAGAAUUACUGGCUUAUGGCGGUCCCAAUGGUAAAACGGCAUUACAUGAGGCAACAGUGCUGGACUUCGAAGAUGACGACUUCAAAAAUAAAGGUAGAUCAGUAAGCAGAUCAUAA